Molecule: messenger RNA, 1743 nt
Organism: Sparassis crispa
Lineage: Eukaryota; Fungi; Basidiomycota; Agaricomycetes; Polyporales; Sparassidaceae
Exons: 16
Coding region: 1-1743 (580 amino acids)
Source: RefSeq, a predicted model, not a curated record
AUGCGUCUAUUCAUUUGCAUGAUGUAUCUUGUUCGUUCACUGCAGCUCGUCGCCGCUCUGUUCCUCGCAGCAAUCGUGCGUGCACAAGUACUCGUUGACUUCCAGGUCGCGCAGCCGCCGCCAGUGCCCCAGGAUGCUCAGGAAUGUACCAUAGAAAUUCUACAGCGGACGUUUGGUAACUCGUACGGGGACCCCGAGAUAGUGGAAUAUACGCCUCCUGCGGACUGUGGGGCUGUUGGCUCAUGGGCUGGUAUCACGCUGAACUUCACCGUCACGUCGAACGGGACACAGUACGAUCGUUUGGGCAUCUUUACUUUCCAGAACGUAGAGAUCUGGCGUACAUCCACUCCGGAGCCGACCACCGAUGGCAUCAUCUGGACGUACGUGAAAGAUGUUACGCGGUAUACCCCGCUCUUCGCGAAGCCAGGCACGUUCAUCCUCGAGCUCGACAACCUGCUCGAGACAGGCCUCAAUGGGCAGUAUGCCACUACGCUGUAUGCGACGUUCUACGCGUCCUCCGUCCAGUACCCUCCCGCAGCCCAGGCCAAUAUGAUUAUUCCUGUAACUAACCUUGCUAACAAUACUGGCGAUGACGCGUCAGUUCCUCCCGCCUUUUCUCUGAACGUCACUGUACCACAAAAUGCGGUUCAAAUUUAUGCCGAGUUGUACGCGUCGGGGAAUGCGGAAGAAGAGUUCUGGUAUUAUAACGUUCCUAGCGAGUACCUGGACGACCUGCCCGCUGAUUUCACCUACGGGAAUGGGCCUUUCCGGGAAGUGCGCAUGCUUGUAGACGGCCAGCUUGCCGGCGUCGCGUUCCCUUAUGCUGUGAUUUUCACUGGAGGGAUUCUCCCCUCGGCCUGGCGACCGAUCACAUCCUACGGGGCGCUGGACCUCCCGACGUACUACAUCGAUUUGACGCCCUUCGUGCCCAUUUUAGCGGACGGUAGCCCACACAACAUUACCAUCGACGUCGCGUCCGCUGAAACGGACCAUACGAUCAACGACAACUGGUACGUCUCCGGGAACCUGCAAGUUGUGACCGACCCGUCCGCAAGGCCCACGACGGGCAGGAUUACGUCGUAUAGCGCGGAGCCGUACGCGGUGACGACGACUUCCGCGAGCAUGGCCAACGGGAAUAUCAACAUCACCGUUAGCGCGACCCGUAAAAUUGCUAUCGAAGCGGAGAUUGUUAGUGGGAGCGGCGUGACGACUUAUGUCGCAUGGUCGCAGAGCCUGGAGUACUCCAAUACGCAGUAUUACAUGGACGACUACAACAUUCAAAAUGUCGCACAAUCCGCUUCUGGAUCGUUCCUCUCCACUCACAACGGUGUCCCAACGCUGGUGGACGAUUUCUCAUACCCGCUGUACAUUAACAUCACCUCCCUGAACCCCGAGGGCACCGAGUUCACAGCGUCAUUCGACCAUUCUUACGAGCGCACCUCCCAUCCAAGCCCCUUCCUCCUGGGGUCUACGAUCAAUGAACGCCAGCUAGCGGCGGGUAUCUUCGUGGAGACAGCCAACGGAAAUUACGGCAACGGGACCAGCAACAAUACCUUCAGCUAUUUGGACACAAGGGGCAACACAUACGACAGAGAAGUCAACGCUGCGUAUGACAACAUCACCUACGACCAUCAAGGAGGUUCACUUUAUGCUGGAAAUGUGUUCAGUUUCCCGUUGUUCAGCCUGCCAGCUCCAAUGGUUGCGGCACCAAGGUUACCGGGUGGAAGAAGCAUCGGUGUCUAG